Rhinichthys klamathensis goyatoka is the source of this 1976-nucleotide messenger RNA. Its product is annotated as cysteine protease atg4da. The transcript is spliced from 11 exons. Bases 169 to 1527 code for a protein of 452 amino acids. Gene Ontology annotation, molecular function: protein-phosphatidylethanolamide deconjugating activity. NCBI's taxonomy places the organism in Eukaryota, Metazoa, Chordata, Actinopteri, Cypriniformes, Leuciscidae. The record is from RefSeq and is a predicted model, not a curated record.
UGUAAUGCGGAAAGUUUCCAGCAGAAAUCAUCCGAUAUUUACAAUGACAUGACUGUCAAAACAGCUUUUAAGCAUCUCUCGUACCCGUGACCUCUCAAUCCCUCCUCUGAUUGGACGGCUGGGAUUCAGAUUCUCGACGUCAUGGCAACAGGGUCUCGGAUGUGAGUGAUGGAGCCUGCAGAUGAUCUGGCGUCCUUCGAGGUGGUCCACCUGCCGAACCUGUCGAACCCGGGCCCGCUGGAUCUCAGCGCUGACGUCGACGGACACGUCCAGCAGUCCAAGGAGAAGACCAAACUCAAAACCAAACUCGUUUCUGCCUGGAAUAACGUCAGAUAUGGAGGCUGGUCUCUGAAGGGCAAGCCGCGUCUGAGUAAGAGCCGUCCCGUGUGUCUGCUGGGACAGUGCUAUCAGCUGAGCUACUCGGGAGAGCGAGAGUGUUUCCGGCGGGCGUUCUCCUCGCUGCUGUGGAUGACCUACAGGAGAGGCUUCCCGCCUCUGGACGGCUCGGCCCUCGGCUCUGACGCGGGAUGGGGGUGCAUGCUCCGCAGCGCACAGAUGCUGUUAGCUCAGGGACUGAUCCUGCACAUCAUGCCUGCGGGCUGGACGUGGCCUGCGACGCAUCACCAGACUAAAGAUGACCUGCAGGUGCUGGACUCUCUCACACAGGCCGGGUCCCUCAGAGACUCGGGGAAACCCCGCCGGCUCAGCCUGGGCACUGCGCUGGACGGUGAGUCCCAGGAGGAGAGCGCUCACCGCAGGCUGGUGUGCUGGUUCGGGGAUCACCCCCCCGCCCCCUUCGGCCUGCACCGGCUGGUGGAGUUGGGCCGGGCCUCUGGGAAACGGGCCGGAGACUGGUACGGGCCCGCCAUCGCCGCGCACAUACUGCAGAAGGCCGUGUCGGCGUCGGAGCUGUCGGAUCUGGCGGUGUACGUGGCGCAGGACUGCACAGUGUACAUUGGAGACAUGUUGACCCUGUGCGGGACGUCCCGCGUGGAUCAGUCAGCGAGGUCUGGGUGGAAGUCGCUCGUUCUGCUGGUGCCUGUGCGUCUGGGGUCGGAUGUGCUGAAUCCCACUUACAUCCAAUGUGUCAAGAGGUUGCUGGAGCUGCGCUGCUGUGUCGGGAUCAUCGGAGGGAAGCCCAAACACUCCCUGUUUUUCGUGGGAUUCCAGGAUGAUCAGCUGAUAUAUCUGGAUCCUCAUUACUGUCAGGCUGCUGUGGACGUCAAACAAGACAACUUCCCUUUGGAGUCGUUCCACUGCAAGUCCGUCAGGAAGAUGUCGUUCAGCCGCAUGGACCCGAGCUGCACGGUGGGCUUCUACGCCCGGAGCAGGGAUGAUCUCCUGACUCUGUGCUCAGACGUCACGACGGCUCUGAGCUCCUCCGAGGAGAAGUACCCCAUCUUCACGUUCGUGGAGGGCCGUAAUGAAGAGGAGAGCGCCUGCGCCUCAGGCCCUCGCACGGAGACCACAGGCAGACUGGGUCGGCUCAAAAAGAGGAGCAGUGUGGACGAUUUUGUGCUCCUGUGACACCCAGACUCCACUUCCUGUUUCUUACUCGAGGACUUCCUGCAGUUAGUGUCAUGUGACAGGGGCUUUCACACUCACUGUGGAGGAGAGUGCCCGAAACAGAUGGCCAGUCAUUAGCAGGGUUUUUCCGAACUCCUGCUGUUGUUUUCUGCUCUUCUGGAGCCGUCGUGUGCAGACGCACCACGCUGGAGGAUGUGACGUGCGUUCGGUGAACAGGUGGCUAAGCAGAUUAACACGAGUGAUGCUAAUGACAGCAGACAGUGAGGCUCUCGGACAGACGUUACUCCGUGACAGGCAAACAUGGGAUUUAAACACUGUCAUUUAGUCUCCUUUUAUGGAUUUUUCCGUAUAAGAGACUUACGUUCACCAAGUCAUGUUAACUUCUCUGGUAAAGCACUGAACAACUACUACUGGCAACAUGAAUUUACAUUCACAAUACAUGUUUUUGU